GAACCUACAGUGUUUGGUGGGGCCCACUUGGAAAAAAGAAAAUUCUGGCGUCAAGUUGUGUUUCAAAGGAGCAAAGAACAAACGAAAUCGAAACCCCAAACCUAAACCAAACGCGAUUUUGAAUUCCCAAUUCGAUUUAUCAAACGUUGCUGUUCCAUCGAAUUGCGAUUCGUUCCAAUUCCAUGACGACACCUCCUUCUUCCUCAUCAUCUCAAUCGCAGUUCGCAUAUUCUAACGCACCUUACUUCCCCGUUCCCUUUCACCUUCAACAACCUGCAACAACUCACUACGCCGCACCGUACGUUGCCUCUCCGGCCGUUCCAAUACCCGCGCCACCCGUCGUUGGUCCCGUUCCACCGCCAGCGGCUUACUCCGUUCCGCAAUAUCAGGCGCAACAGUUAUUUGAGAGAGAUGCACAGAUAAUAACGCCGGAGGCUCUUGAGAAUGUGAAAGCAGCGAUUGCGAGUAGCGAUGUUGAGCAUAAAGCUGAGACUAAAAAGAAAGCGGUUCCUCGCAAAGCUGCUGGCCAAUCUUGGGAGGAUCCUAUUCUUGCAGAGUGGCCUGAAGAUGAUUAUCGGCUCUUCUGCGGUGAUCUUGGUAAUGAAGUCAAUGAUGAUGUUCUUUCAAAAGCAUUCACAAGAUUCCCUUCCUUUAACAUGGCACGGGUUGUUAGAGAUAAGCGAACUGGAAAAACAAAGGGUUACGGAUUUAUAAGCUUUGCCAACCCUGCUGACCUUGCUGCUGCUCUUAAAGAAAUGAAUGGUAAAUAUGUUGGAAAUCGGCCAAUAAAACUUCGCAAGAGUAAGUGGAGGGAGAGAACUGAUUUUGAUGCACUGGAGAAACAGAAGAACCAUAUUCAGAAGAAACCGAAAUUGUCAAGGAAGGGUAUUCUGCACAAGUGAAAAUAGGCCAGAAUCUGUAUAAAUCGGGUUAUUAAAUAGAACUUUGAUUUCAAAUGAGCCGUCUUUUAAUAUCUGAAAUCAUGAAAUGUAGUUUCAAUGUAACAAAGGAAAGGUUCACCUUUGGAUUUUCUUUCCCAAGAAUAUGUGCUAUUUAAAAAAACAAAUGAUGUUAAUUCUCUUUUAAAACCUUAUUUUAUGUUUACGCCCAUGAAUUUGUGAUGAUCAUUCUUAAAUGCAAUAUAGUUUAUAAUCAUCAUCCACAAUAUGUAAAUGGGAUAAUUAUACACUACUCAUAGUAUU
Messenger RNA from Cicer arietinum (chickpea), 1202 nucleotides. RefSeq lists its product as uncharacterized. Gene Ontology annotation, molecular function: mRNA binding. NCBI's taxonomy places the organism in Eukaryota, Viridiplantae, Streptophyta, Magnoliopsida, Fabales, Fabaceae. The record is from RefSeq and is a predicted model, not a curated record.